Messenger RNA from Aegilops tauschii subsp. strangulata, 781 nucleotides. Its product is annotated as protein HVA22. NCBI's taxonomy places the organism in Eukaryota, Viridiplantae, Streptophyta, Magnoliopsida, Poales, Poaceae. The record is from RefSeq and is a predicted model, not a curated record.
CUUCUCCCCGCUCCAUCAACCGAACCCCACGCCACCACGAGCUGUACAUUUCUCAUCAGGGUCGCGGUGAGUUCCUUCCGGAGCCGGGAUGGCGAAGAGCACAUGGGCGCUCAUCUGCCACCUCCACGCCAUUGCCGGGCCGAGCCUGACCCUGAUAUACCCGCUGUACGCGUCGAUCUGCGCGAUGGAGAGCACGUCCAAGCUGGACGACGGCCAGUGGCUGGCCUACUGGAUAAUCUACUCCUUCAUCGCCCUCUUCGAAAUGGCAGCCGAGCAAGUCCUCUACUGGAUACCGCUGUGGUACGAGCUGAAGCUGCUAUUCGUGGCGUGGCUGGUGCUGCCGCAGUUCAGGGGCGCGUCCUUCAUCUACGAGAAGUUCGUCCGGGAGCAGAUCAGGAAGCACGGGGUGAUGCUGCACGAGCACCACGGCCACGGCCAUGGUCAUGACGCCGGCCACACAUCGCACGUCCUGAAGGCUGAGCAUGGCGUGCACUGAGGAGCAAACGGGCCAGGAGAACGUCUGCCUGUCCGCCGACGACGAGCCUUAACCAAACCCGCUGAUCAGGGAUCCCCUUCCGAGCCGGCGUCCUUGUUGAUAUAUGUUGUGAGAUGGUUGGACACAACAUCGGGUUGGGGUACGAUGUACUACCUCUCUUCCUAAAUGUAAGACAAACUGCUAAAACGUCUUACAUUCAAAAACAGAGGGUAUACGUGCUAAUUCGAUGAUCCCUUGUAUAUUUAUAAAUAAAAUAACGAAAGGAUUUGUGUUCUUUGCGAUCAA